AUGGCCUCCGGAAGUUGCGCAUGCAAGUACAUCAAGUACACCACCUCUGUACCUCCAACCAGACUGGCCAACUGCCACUGCACUACAUGCCGCAAACAGUCCGGCGCCCCCUACCUGGCCUUUGUGCAUUUCCCUACAGGCUCGAUCCAAUGGCAGACCAAUCCUACUGAAUGGAAGUCGAGUGACACAGCUUCGCGGACAUUUUGUCCUCGAUGUGGGUCGGUUCUCUCGAUGAGAGUUUAUUCGAUGCCUGACGUGGAGGAGGUGGCAGCUGGUACGCUGGAUGAUGAUGUGAAAGGUCGCAUUCCGCCCCCCUCUGCUCAUAUAUUUUUGGCGGAGAAGGCUUCAUGGUACGAGCUACCGGAAGAUGGUGCAGAACGGUUUGAUGGGUGGCCUCAGUGA
Messenger RNA from Penicillium waksmanii, 402 nucleotides. RefSeq names its product GFA family protein. The transcript has a single exon. Lineage: Eukaryota; Fungi; Ascomycota; Eurotiomycetes; Eurotiales; Aspergillaceae. The record is from RefSeq and is a predicted model, not a curated record. Gene Ontology annotation, molecular function: carbon-sulfur lyase activity. Bases 1 to 402 code for a protein of 133 amino acids.